UGCUCCCACCCCUCAAGCUAGGCUGAGCUGUGCCUACGUCGGCCUCGACUCCCGGGGGCUGGAGGAGUUACCUUUGGAGCCCGAAAGGAGGAAGGAAGCAAAAUAUCAACAACAGUCGAGGCGGCUCGGGCGCUUGGUCCCGGUCCCUAGCUUGCCCGACGUCCGCCUGCCCGCCCCCGCGCGCACGACGGGGGCCCAGGCCCCCCGGCGCCGCCCAGGGCCCGCGCGGACGCCGGCCUCAUUUAUUAUUCCUCCCGCCCGGAGCUGCGGCUUCCCGGUGUUGAAGAUCCCCGGGACCAGGGGCGAGGGUUACCCUCUCCCUGCCGUGACACCCCAUUUCCCUCAAGGGACUGAUCCUGGGGUCAGCCCUGCUACCCUCUUCCUCCUACGUUCCUCCUCCGUCUCCAUCAGGAAGGGCCACCCUACCCCAGGAGGUCUGCCCUGCCCAGAGUUGCCCUGCCCUGUCCUUGAGUCCGGGCUUUCAGAGAACCUGCAGUGAAGUGGAAUGGCCAAAGGGGAACGAGGAUCAUGAGAACAGAGAGGGUUCUCUCCCGAUGUGGAAGAGGAGACAACAGAACUGGCCAGCCUCUGCUGAGAACACAAGUAGGCCGUGUGGAAGGUGUCCUGCAGACCAUGAACUGAGUGCUGGUCCCAGACGUUCAUGAGCACAGAGUGAGGUGUGCUGAGACUUACCACCCAGCAGCUCCUCCCCUCCCUAGCACUGAGGACCUCCAGAGAAGAUGGGGAGGAAAAAGAUUCAGAUUCAGCGAAUCACCGAUGAGCGGAACCGACAGGUGACAUUCACCAAGCGGAAGUUUGGGCUGAUGAAGAAGGCGUAUGAGCUGAGCGUCCUGUGCGACUGUGAGAUUGCCCUCAUCAUCUUCAACCACUCCAACAAGCUGUUCCAGUACGCCAGCACUGACAUGGACAAGGUGCUGCUCAAGUACACUGAGUACAAUGAGCCGCACGAGAGCCGCACCAACGCCGACAUCAUCGAGACCCUGAGGAAGAAGGGCUUCAACGGCUGCGACAGCCCAGAGCCCGACGGGGAGGACUCGCUGGAACAGAGCCCCCUGCUGGAGGACAAGUACCGGCGCGCCAGCGAGGAGCUGGACGGGCUCUUCCGGCGCUAUGGGUCAGCUGUCCCUGCCCCCAACUUUGCCAUGCCUGUCACCGUGCCCGUGUCCAAUCAGAGCUCACUGCAGUUCAGCAACCCCAGCGGCUCCCUGGUCACCCCUUCCCUGGUGACAUCAUCCCUCACAGACCCACGGCUCCUGUCCCCCCAGCAGCCAGCACUACAGAGGAACAGUGUGUCUCCAGGCCUGCCCCAGCGGCCAGCCAGUGCAGGGGCCAUGCUGGGGGGAGACCUCACCAGUGCUAAUGGAGCCUGUCCCAGCCCUGUAGGGAAUGGCUAUGUCAGCGCUCGGGCUUCCCCUGGCCUCCUCCCUGUAGCCAAUGGCAAUAGCCUAAACAAGGUCAUCCCUGCCAAGUCUCCACCCCCGCCCACCCACAGCACCCAGCUUGGAGCCCCCAGCCGCAAGCCUGACCUGCGGGUCAUCACUUCCCAGGGAGGAAAGGGGUUAAUGCAUCACUUGGAACCUGGGCCAGUAUUGGGGUCGUGGCCACAGGGCCAGCAUAUGGGGCCUUCCUCUUUGCAUGUUUUGAAGAACAAUGCCCAGCGCCUUGGGGUCUCCCAGUCUACCCACUCGCUCACCACCCCGGUGGUUUCCGUGGCAACACCAAGUUUACUCAGCCAGGGACUCCCCUUCUCUUCCAUGCCCACCGCCUACAACACAGAUUACCAGUUGACCAGCGCAGAGCUCUCCUCCCUCCCGGCCUUCAGCUCUCCUGGGGGGCUGUCGCUAGGCAACGUCACCGCCUGGCAACAGCCACAGCAGCCCCCUCAGCCCCCGCAGCCGCAGCCUCCGCAGCCACAGCCACAGCCACAGCCGCAGCAGCCACAGCAGCCACAGCAGCCGCAACCACCUCAGCAGCAGCCCCACCUGGUCCCUGUGUCUCUCAGCAACCUCAUCCCGGGCAGCCCCUUGCCCCAUGUGGGUGCUGCCCUCACGGUCACCACCCACCCGCACAUCAGCAUCAAGUCAGAACCGGUGUCCCCAAGCCGUGAGCGCAGCCCUGCGCCUCCCCCUCCAGCUGUGUUCCCUGCUGCCCGCCCUGAGCCUGGUGAUGGUCUUAGUAGCCCAGCAGGGGGAUCCUAUGAGACCGGGGACCGGGACGACGGACGGGGGGACUUCGGGCCCACACUGGGCCUGCUGCGCCCAGCCCCUGAGCCUGAGGCCGAGGGCUCCGCAGUGAAGAGGAUGCGGCUCGACACCUGGACAUUAAAGUGACGAUUCCCACUCCCCUCCUCUCAGCCUCCCCGAUGAAGAGUUGACAAUCUCACCGCCCACCCCUCCCCGUCCUGGGCUCCUCCCGCUCGACCCCCACUUCCUUUCUUGUGCUCCGUGUCCUGUUGACGGUUACAUUUGUGUAUAAUUAUUAUUAUUAUUAUAUUAUUAUUAUUAUAUUUUUUUUAAUUUGGAUUCUCGCUUUCGAGAGAGGGAUGCUCUCAUCCCUUCUUUCUUUCCCCCACCAUUUUCACUGGCAGGGGGCUCUCUUUUUGCGGGAAGGGGGGGACACUUUGCACGUUGUACACAUAUGCUGCAGGAAGCGGGGGGCCCAGUAGGCCUUUGGGAAAGGACAGGUGCCGAGCCCUGCAUGUGGAGCCCCCCACGCCAUCCCCCAGACAGAGGGAAAGAACCAAAAACUACCAUACAACAAGAACCCAUACAGUAGGCUGAAGGCCCGAGGUUGGCCAGGUGGUUCGUGUGUCGGGGUGUGAGGAGGCAGAGGCUCUCUGCUGCUGGCUCUCCACAUGGCCGUAGGCACAUGAGGCCCAAGCCUGGCCCCUGAAUACGCCUGCACACACGGUACCCUCACUGCCUCUUGUGUGCUGCACCUCAAGGUUGUGGGUGCUAGCUGAGCUUCUGGGCUGGGAAGGCUGCUUGGGAACCUGGGACUGGGGACAGGGGUUUGAGGUGGGGGCCUCUCUGGAAGCACAUUUGGAGAAAAAGACAGAGAGCCAUGAGGAGAGGGCUGAGGAGGAUAGAAGGGCUGGGCAAGGGGUGAAUGGGGGCCCCUUCCCUCCCCCCAGCUUUCUCUCUAGGAUAUACAGUGCAAUAGCUCCCACCCCUCAGUUGACCCCAGCCCUGUAAAGCUGGCCUCAAUCUGCAGGGAGACCUGGGGAGAGGAACUCUAGGGAGGUGGCUCCAGGGCUGGGCCAGAGUGGGGCCCUGGGCUUCCCUGGGGUGCCUGAGGGCAGGUGUGGGGAGGGGACUUCCUCUGCCUUGCACGCAUGCUUCCCUGAGGAGUGGACACUGGGCUGGUCUGCGGGGCAGGAGUCCCUACAGAUGAGUUCCAUCCGUAGCGGGCGCUGCCCUGAUCCCGCCCGGGCCCUCCCCAGCCCCUCCCAGCUCCUGCUCCCCUCCUCACCCCCUGCUCUUGGCACCCUCAUUGUCUCGCUACCUCCUUGUCCCACCACCUCCAGGCCGCGUCCCACCUUCCCUCUUGGCUACUGUAAUUGUAAAUAGCAACCUUUGGAAAACGUUAGAGGUGUAACAGUCCAGGAAACUGUUGUUGUUUUUUUUUGUUGUUGUUGUUGUUGUAUUGAUAUGAAAUGAGAUUCUAUUUUUGUCAAAGUAUAUUGUAAUAAUAAUGACUCAAACGGCCCGUACUGUACAGAUGA
This is a messenger RNA of Sciurus carolinensis (gray squirrel), 3745 nucleotides long. It is a transcript of the gene Mef2d, whose product is annotated as myocyte enhancer factor 2D. The transcript has 15 exons. Gene Ontology annotation, biological process: positive regulation of transcription by RNA polymerase II; cell differentiation. Gene Ontology annotation, molecular function: RNA polymerase II cis-regulatory region sequence-specific DNA binding; DNA-binding transcription factor activity, RNA polymerase II-specific; histone deacetylase binding. Bases 741 to 2351 code for a protein of 536 amino acids. The record is from RefSeq and is a predicted model, not a curated record. NCBI's taxonomy places the organism in Eukaryota, Metazoa, Chordata, Mammalia, Rodentia, Sciuridae.